Molecule: messenger RNA, 2154 nt
Organism: Micropterus dolomieu (smallmouth bass)
Lineage: Eukaryota; Metazoa; Chordata; Actinopteri; Centrarchiformes; Centrarchidae
Product: serine/threonine-protein kinase VRK1-like
Exons: 14
Coding region: 190-1884 (564 amino acids)
Biological process (GO): signal transduction; peptidyl-serine phosphorylation
Cellular component (GO): nucleus; cytoplasm
Molecular function (GO): protein serine/threonine kinase activity; ATP binding
Source: RefSeq, a predicted model, not a curated record
GGUUCGCACCGGGACAGUGAGAAACAUGUUAUAGAAGAAGGCUAAACAUUUUAGGAAGAAUUCGCUAUUAAGUAUUAGGUAUUAAUUACUACAGCUUAUUGAUUUGUUUGUAGACAAAAAGCUCAAUUGUCGACGUAACCUACGGCUUGGAUUCCCUUCGGAGGCGGAUAUUAUCUUUGCUCAGUUUUCAUGGCACCGCAAAGAAAGAAGACAUUACCCAAACCACUCCCAGAGGGCUUCGUACUGACCGACACUGAGAAGAAGAAAUGGAGGCUGGGGAAAAUCAUUGGUCAGGGUGGCUUUGGACUAAUUUAUCUUGCCUCCCAGGACGUGGACAGACCUGUUGCAGCAGACACUGGCUUUGUCAUAAAAGUGGAGUACCAGGAGAAUGGCCCCCUGUUCUCGGAGCUCAAGUUCUACCAGAGGGCAGCCAAACCAGAGAGCAUGCAAAAAUGGAAGAGAGGCAGGAAACUGGACUUCCUGGGCAUCCCACUGUACUGGGGAUCAGGGCUUGCUGAAUAUAAUGACCUCAGUUAUCGUUUCAUGGCCAUGGACCGACUGGGCAGUGACCUUGAGAAGGUCCUUGAGCACAAUGGAGGUAGACUUAGGAAGUCCACCGUGCUCCAACUUGGUCAAAGACUGGUGGCUGUGCUGGAGUAUAUUCAUGAAAACGAGUAUGUCCAUGCAGACAUAAAAGCUGCCAACCUCAUGCUGGGUUACAGAGACCCUGAACAGGUCUACCUAGCAGACUAUGGGCUGUCCUACAGAUACUGUCCUGAUGGCGUCCAUAAAGAAUACAAGGAAAACCCCAAGAAGGGACACAAUGGAACCAUUGAGUACACCAGCCUUGAUGCCCACAGAGGACUUGCUCCAUCCAGACGUGGUGACUUCCAGAUUUUGGGGUUUUGUCUUCUUCACUGGUUAUGUGGCUCUCUGCCUUGGGAUAAUGUUCUCAAGAACCCAACUCAGGUCCAAGAGGCCAAGGCCAGACUGAUGGAUAAUCUGCCAGACUCGGUACUGCAGCUGUCAGUGAGCGGGUCCAGCACAGAUGAGGUGGCUGAAUUCCUCCUUUAUGUGAAAACUCUGGACUACCAAAAUAAGCCAAACUACCAGCUUCUCAAAGACCUGUUGGCCAGUGUUACCACAGGAAGACUUGACUUCUCCAUGCCUCAAGGACCUGCAGGGAAGUCAACCACCAAGGUAGACGAUGCCCCCACCAGGGAAAAGAAAGCAGGACGAGCCAGAGGGUCCUCCAAACCCAAAGCUGUGCCUACAGAGGUGGAUCAUGAACAGGAAGAGGAGAGGAAGACUAAACCAGUGCCAGCUCGCUAUGUAAGAGGACCAACCCCCACUAAACCUCAGUCACAGCUGAAUAAAGAUGGAGCUUUGCCUGCUGUCAGCAGAUCACUGAGGCCAAGGCCUGAACCUGCGGUGACUUAUGAAGAAGAUGACAGUGAAGAUGAGGAUGAUGAGGAUGAUGAUGAGCCCAGACCCAGACCCAUUGCUGCAUGCUAUCUGAGAGGCCCUCCAACAGGCCCCAGAGCUCAGCCUAAACAGAAAGAAAUAUCCAAAUGGAACGGCAGGAAAGCAGACGACCUCUGCGUGACCCCGGGGGGACGGGAACGACGAGUCCACCCGCAAAGUAGGAAAUGCAUGACAAACUGUGACUCAAAAGACCAAACGCAUUACAGGGAAGGACGGGAUGAAAGGCUGCUCCACAGAGACCGCUUUGGUGAAGAGGAAAGCUCUGUCGUCAGAGGUCCAGAACGGGAAGCUGGUACCACACAAAGGAAAGAACCGUUUUCCUGGUUUGUCUUUGUAGGUGUCUUCCUAUUCUUGGGUGCUGUUCUUGGAGUUUUCCAAAGUGCAUUUAAACCCUUUUGACAAUAAAAACGGACUUCUGAGUUUUAGCACUGUGGAGAUGGAGCUGACUGGAACACAAAGCCACUUCUCAGGACUUCUGGCCUGCCAUUUUCACAGUAAUAGGCUGAAAUAGAAGCAGUCUUCAGUUUAUUCUGCUUAUUAAAUGUUCAUUAUAGUUUAAUGUGGUAUGAAGGACUACUUUGUGAAAAAAAUGAAUCUCUCAUUGGAGAUGAAGGACUCCCAAGUACACUUAUAAUCAUACACACAAAUAAAACUGUCUUUGACUUUGAA